AUGACGAAGGCUGUCGAAUGUGUGCUCGUACAAUUUAAGGAAAAGUUUGGUAGGUAUCCUAAAACGGCACAGUUCGAUGACGGAAAGGAAUUUUACAAUGUAGGAGUAAAGACGUUGCUAAAGGAUCACGAUGUUCACUACUUUUCCACAUGGACCUUCCGGAAAGCCGCAAUCGUUGAAAGAUUCAAUAGAACUCUGAAAACAAGGAUGUGGAAAUACUUUACGGAAAACAGGACAAAAGUUUGGGUAGUCAUCUUACCUGAUCUCGUUAGAUCCUAUAAUAAUUCCACACACAGAACAAUAGGAAUGAAACCGGCGGAUGUGAAUGAGGAAAAUAAAGACGAAGUUUGGACAAGAAUCUACGGAUAUCCACUAAGCAGUUUUCCGAAUCCUAAAUUCAAAGUUGGGGAUCAUGUCAGGGUGGAAAUAAAGCACAAGACCUUUGAAAAGGGAUACGAACCCAACUUUGACAACGAAGUAUACGUCGUUACAGCGGUGUUCCGGGGAGAUCCCAAUAUGUACAGCCUUAAGGAUCCGGAGGAUGGUGAGGAUAUUUUGGGAAGGUAUUAUGAACAGGAAUUAUCUUUAGACUUAAAUAAAAAUGGAGGAUAACAUAGAGUUGAACAACCUUAACCGACCGAAAGGAGCCGAAGGGGGUGAGGACGAAACAGUUAUUGAUGAUACACCUAUUGAUGAGGACGAUUUCCUUUCAGGACUAGACGACGAUCAAAGACUAGACGAUGUAAAAACCUCCAGUUUCCGUGAGGAGAAUAAGAACGAUUCCUACAGGAAAAGGAAGAGACAGUUAGACGAACUGAGCACAUAUGGAAAAUUUGAUGACAUAAAGAUAGAAUACGUCAGGAGGCUUUUCCAAACUGAGUAUCGAAUAGAUCCGACCGACGGACGAAACUCUAAGGAAUUUAUAUCCAGUUUAGACAUCACUAAAAACAAGUUGACAUUUAACGGGGCUGAUGUCGCAUACAUUGAUACGGGUGGUACCUACAAAAUGUCUGAGAAUAAGAAGGCUACCGCAUCAUCAAGAAGAUUCCUUAAUCUGUACGAAAAAUCACUCGCUGAACACAGGGAAAGAUCCAAAAGUGUAGUUGAAGAGGAAACCGGAGGAGAGGCAUCAGGAGUUAACGCGGAAGAGAUUUUCGAAGACGCUGAGGAGGAAUUCCGUCAGGAAGUCAUCAACGCAGGCGACAACCUUGUGGAACACGCAAGGGAGUUAGGGGAAAGGGGAAAAAUAACCACACAGGAGAGGAUGGAAUUUGCGGGAGUAACCGCUCCCAAAGAACCCCCUGAAGUCAGGAUUAAAGCCUUAAGGGAACAGAAGAAAGUAUUCGAAACCAAUAUAGAACUAGAAACAGAUCCCGAAAGACGACAGAUUAUGCAAGAGGGUAGGGAUGUUGCCGAACAGGGUAUAGAUAACGCCAACCUAGAGAUGGGUCAGCAACCUGAAACGGAGGAGGGAAAACAUAGGUAUAGGGAAAUAGUAAGAGAAAAUAUCAGGACAAAUUCGAAAGAUUCCGCAAAUGGGCAAAGGAAAACCUAG
Molecule: messenger RNA, 1555 nt
Organism: Paramuricea clavata
Lineage: Eukaryota; Metazoa; Cnidaria; Anthozoa; Malacalcyonacea; Plexauridae
Source: the annotation of a GenBank genome assembly